AUGUCGACAGUAGUAAGGCAAAUCAUACCGAGACGAACCCACACCCGCUCCUUUACCACCACGCCAGCCACGCGCUCAUGGUUCGGCGACAUGUUUGGCCGCAACAAGAAGAAGAUAACCGACAAGACCAGAGAAGACAUAAUCUCGCACCAAGACGAGUUAGCCGAGAAGGAAAUCACGACGAUCAAGCAUCUCACGCGGAAGAACUCGGAUGCGUAUUACGCGAGCCUCAAAGCUAAUGCCGUGUUGCCUUCUUCCAAGGUUAAAAAUUGGAAAGCUAGAAUUAUCCCUGCUGAUGCUUUGGAAAGUGCGUAUGAUGACAAGGAGAAAUUAAGGAGUAUUGUGAGUGAAGUUUACGAGGAAGUGAGAGGAGAUAGCGGUGGCGAUGCCACCGGCAAAUUGUCAUUUGCUGAGUAUCGCUCGGUCGACUUGGGCGACUUGAAGUUUAGAUUCAACUUGGUCAAGGCUUUGCAAUCUCGUCUAGGCUUUGAAUUCAAUGACUAUACCGUCACCAAGUCGCACGACUUGAUGACCCUUUACGAAGAGAUUGAAAACGUCGUGAACAGGAGAUGGAAGAGCGAACGAAACCCCAAUGCCAUUGUGUUGAGGCCUGAGGAUUUCACUGCCGGCAAUAUCCACCUUAGCGAAGAAAGGACGGAGAAACAACAGAAACAAAUCUUUUCAACCAUGUUGAACCAAAUAAAGACACAGGGGGGAAAAACCGGCGAAAUCUCAAUAAAGCAGAACAAAUAA
Lodderomyces beijingensis is the source of this 753-nucleotide messenger RNA. The record is from the annotation of a GenBank genome assembly. NCBI's taxonomy places the organism in Eukaryota, Fungi, Ascomycota, Pichiomycetes, Serinales, Debaryomycetaceae.